This is a messenger RNA of Erigeron canadensis, 1220 nucleotides long. Its product is annotated as ribosome biogenesis regulatory protein homolog. Gene Ontology annotation, biological process: endonucleolytic cleavage in ITS1 to separate SSU-rRNA from 5.8S rRNA and LSU-rRNA from tricistronic rRNA transcript (SSU-rRNA, 5.8S rRNA, LSU-rRNA); ribosome biogenesis; ribosomal large subunit export from nucleus. Bases 76 to 1080 code for a protein of 334 amino acids. NCBI's taxonomy places the organism in Eukaryota, Viridiplantae, Streptophyta, Magnoliopsida, Asterales, Asteraceae. Gene Ontology annotation, cellular component: nucleus; nucleolus; preribosome, large subunit precursor. Gene Ontology annotation, molecular function: protein binding. The record is from RefSeq and is a predicted model, not a curated record. The transcript is spliced from 8 exons.
CCUUAACAAACCGUUGUUACUUCCAGCCUUCCUUUCACAAACCUCACCUCUGAAAUCCUAAAAAAAAGAAAAAAAAUGGUGGCAGAAGAAGAACAACAGCAACAUGGAGGAUAUCAAAUCGACCUUGGAAAUCUCACAGCAUAUGAUCCUCAGUUCCAGUCUUCAUCCCUCCCUAAUAACAGGGAGGAUCUUGUGAAGGAGUGCAUAGCACACGGUACUAAAUUAAUUCAGUCAGUUGCCGACGCUCUUUUUAACUUGCCAGCUUCUGAAGAUGCAUCUGGGCCAGUUGUUUCUCUACCACCACCAACCACAAAAUUGCCAAGAGAAAAACCUCUGCCAAAACCUGCACCACCAACAAAAUGGGAGAUUUUUGCCAAAAAGAAAGGCAUCCAGAACAAAAAGAAAGACAAACUUGUCUAUGAUGAUCAAACUGCAUCUUGGAAGCGUCGUCAUGGUUAUGACCGAGUAAAUGAUGACAAUGAUGUUCCUAUUAUCGAGGCAAAGAUGACCGAUGAGCCAGGAGUAGAUCCUUUUGCCAAAAGACGGUUGGAAAAGAAGCAACGAGUUGAAAAACAAGAGAAGAACCGUUUUCAUAAUUUGAAAGAGGCGGCAAAAGUUGGUGCUCUACCAAGUCAUGUUCAGUUAGCUGCUACGGCAUUGCCAAUAACUGGGACCCAAACUGAACCAAGAAAGGUUAGUAAGGACGAACUGCAGAAUGUAGCUGGAAUGGCAGCAACUUCAACUGCCAGUGGCGGUAAAUUUGACAAAAAAUUGGCUGGUGAAAAGCCCGCGAAACAUGAUAAGAAAUUCAGGAAGUUCCUACCUGUUGUUGAAGGAUCGGGAAUGGGUUCCCUAGAGAAACAACAAACCGACAAGGUUCUCAACAAGUUGAUGGCCAAAAAUUCCCAUGAAGUUUUCAAUGUCACUAAGGCUGUUGACAUGUACAACACCAAGAAUGACAAGAAACGAAAAAAUCAGCACGGGAAAUCUUCAUCAACCUCAGGUAAAUUUACAGAGAGGAAGAGCCCGUAUAAGAGCACAUCGCAGAAGAAAUCUUUUAAGAAAGGCAAGUCAAAAUGAACACAACAUUUACAAGUUUUGUUGAAUGGUUAAUUUUGUUCUCAUGUAGUAUUACGAUACCAAUCACAAAGACAAGAAUGAAGUUUUUGAUGCUCUGUACCUUUACUGAAUUCAUCUAUCUAUAUGUGAUUCUUGUUUUA